Molecule: messenger RNA, 1405 nt
Organism: Darwinula stevensoni
Lineage: Eukaryota; Metazoa; Arthropoda; Ostracoda; Podocopida; Darwinulidae
Source: the annotation of a GenBank genome assembly
AGUUUUUUUUUUCUGAUUUAGGUAUUUCUAGCCCUUGGUAUCUGAAAAGUAUUAUUUGCCAAGGGGAGUGAGCCAUUCAAAGGAAAACUUGGAAGUUGGACAUGUGGUGCUUGCAUUGAUAUAGGGCUGAGUGUUUCAUAUGCAUUUUGGGACUGAUAUCAAUUGAGAGAAAUUUCCCAAGUGAUUCAAAUAUGGCAUGUGUCACACUGGGCCUAAAGCGUUCACUGGAAUUUGAUCCAGUCCAUAGCCCACCUGGGCUCUCUCCAGCACCAAAGCGAAGGAGAUGUACACCUGGUCAUGUGCCUACCUCAGCACCUUCAUCCUCUUCAUCAUCCAAUCAGGAAGAAUCCAACGCUUCAUCUUCUUCCCACUUUGGGGAAAUCCUGCCUAAAUUGACGCCGGAUAUGAUUGCUUCAAACCUUCGAGAUGAAAUCAGGAGGCUCAGCCGACGGGGUCAGCUAUCAGCAGGAGAGCAAAUGGAUAUGGGUUCCUCACCUCCUCAUCAUGGCAGUGGAAGUGGAAGCAAUAGCCCUACCCAUAUGGGCUAUGACUCCCCUUCUCCCCCACUUUCACCAUCAUCUUCUGCUGCCAUAGUGGCUGCUCUCCAUCAACCUUACUACUCCAUGGCCUUAUCUCCUGGAUCCAAGGAUAAGCCUCUGUUCACCUUGCGACAAGUGGGGAUGAUUUGUGAGCGACUGUUGAAGGAGCGAGAGAUCCAGAUCAGACAAGAGUAUGAUCGUGUCCUGAGUGCCAAACUGGCUGAGCAGUAUGAAGCUUUUGUUCAUUUCUCAUCUGAUCAGCUUCAUCGCCGAUUCCAGUCUUCAGCACCUCCUAGUUAUCUUUCCUAAUUGGGAGGUGUCUAAUGGGAAAAUUCCCAGUCAUCAUGGGACUCCACAUCCACAUCAUGGAAUCAAGCAUCUAACUUUCUUGGACUCGCUGAGUUAUCCAUCUUCACUUUUUCUUAUGCCAAGACAAGAUCCUCAAAACAUGUGAUGCUUUGUUUUUCCCGAAAUGCAAUUUCCCUUUCAUGAAUGAUUGGAGUUCAUGUGAUAAAAGACUCUUGGACUCUUCUCAACUCCUGUUGGUGGCCUCAAGGCUCAUCUAAUCACUUCCUUGUCUAUGUGCCUUUCCUUGCUAUGCCAUUCUUGUACAGGCCAAGUUCUUUGGGUGUUCAUGUGUACGUUUUGUCAGGAUGAGUGAGUCAGGGAAUCAAGAUGAAUCGAACUAGUGACCUCAAGCCCACAAGUCCCUUUAUGCCCUCAGUGAUACAUGUAUAUAGACACCAGGGCUGGCCCAAGCAUUUGCUUUGUAAUAUCUGGCCUGCAGUCCAGCUGUCUGUGUAGAAGCUUCAAGAGGUUCAUAUCACCCUGAAACAUUGAAUAAAGUAUUGCCAUGCUGAGUUGUA